Messenger RNA from Entamoeba invadens IP1, 588 nucleotides. RefSeq lists its product as hypothetical. Lineage: Eukaryota; Evosea; Mastigamoebida; Endamoebidae. The record is from RefSeq and is a predicted model, not a curated record. Bases 1 to 588 code for a protein of 195 amino acids. The transcript has a single exon.
AUGUCUGAAAUGCGUGUGCCGAGUCUUCACACACCAAAUCACUCGAUCACACUUCCUGUCGUCGAUACACAGGCCUCGCAAACGCCAUUUCGCACUCAUAAAAGAAACGCGUCAGCUAUACCAAAGGGUCUUGACAGUGCCAUUUUGGUUUCGCGGAGUCGGAGCGUUGGGGAGAGCCGGUCUGUCAUUGUAACUGUUUUAAGUCGCGCCACCAAGUCUCCCUCGGACGAGAGUCCACCCCCUUCCGCAAACACUUCGAACCCCAACGAAACAAACGAAACAAUAGAAUCUGUACAAACAAGUCAACAACCAGAAGAAAUCCAAAGUGAAAUUAACAGAGUAAUUGGCGAUGAAAAGGUGAUGAAAAAAGAAGUCAUAUGUGUUGAACCCGCUAUCGUUAAAAAGAGUCAUAUGAGUAGAAGCCUGUUAGAGAGUAAAGACUUGAGUACGAUCUCCCAACAAAUACAAUCAAAACUUGAAACAACAGACCAGAACUAUAACAGUCAACAAGACACUGGACUGUUGUCGCCUAGAGGUGUUAGAAUCGGUGUGAAGAGAAAACAAAGAACAGGAAAUGUAUCUUUUUAA